AUGUCCGGGCGGGGCGGCCGCGCCUGCGGGCAGGUCGGGCCGUGGGAGCCGCCGCCGGAGGGGCAGGGCGCGGGGCGGAGGCGCUGGCAGCCUCACCAAGAGCCUCCUGAGCAGCAUGCGGCGGCGGCGGCGCCCUGGGCUGCUGCACCUUCUGCGGAUCCGAGGCGGCAGCCGGGCUGGGAGGCCGAAGCCCUGCAGCGGCUCCCGGAGGGGUGGCAACGGCGGAGGCCGGCGAUGGAGCCCCCGCCGGCGGCUGCGGGGGGCUCGCCGUGGCGGCUGCGUGGGCGCCGGCGCGCACGCUGGCUGCGCCCUUGCCGCUGCUGCUGCUUCUGGAGCCUGCCCAAGCGGCAGUGGCGUCUGCUGGCGGCCGGCCUGACUUGCUGCACCGUGCUGGCCUUGUACGCCGCCAGCAGCCUGCACGACCUGCCCGUGCUGCGGCGCCACCGGGACGAGGAGGACGACGACGAGCCGCUCCGCGUGCUCCUCUGGUGGGAGCCCUUCGGGCGCAGCCGGCCGCUGGGCGACUGCCGGGCGCGCUACAACAUCAGCGCCUGCAGCCUCACGGCCAACCGGAGCCGCCACCAGGAGGCGCACGCCAUCCUCUUCCACCACAGGGACCUCAUCCUGCAUGGGCCUGAGCAGCUGCCCUGGGCCAGGCCCCCUGCUCAGCGCUGGGUGUGGAUGAACUUUGAGUCCCCCUCCCAUUCGCCUGGCCUCCAGGGCCUGGCAGGCAUCUUCAACUGGACCAUGUCCUAUCGGGUGGACUCGGACGUCUUUGUGCCCUACGGGUACCUGCGGGCCAGGCGGACUCCGGCCCGCCUCAGCCUGCCUGCCAAGACCAAGCUGGUGGCCUGGGUCAUCAGCAACUGGAAUGAGGAACAUGCCCGUGUCCGCUAUUUCCACCAGCUGAAGAAAUACCUCCCCAUCGACGUUUACGGGGCCCAGGGCUUGGAGCUGAAGGACGACAGCGUGGUCAAGACCAUCUCGGAGUACAAGUUCUACCUGGCCUUUGAGAACUCCCAGCACCCCGACUACAUCACGGAGAAGCUCUGGAGGAAUGCCUUCAAAUCCAGGGCCGUGCCCGUCGUGCUGGGACCCCCCAGAUCCAACUACGAGCUUUUCAUUCCCUCCAACUCCUUCAUCCACGUGGAUGACUUUGCCAGCCCCGCGCAGCUGGCCAUUUACUUGAAAUUCCUCGAUAAAAAUAAGACCAGGUACAGGAGGUAUUUCGCCUGGCGGAAAAGAUAUGACGUCCGGGUGACUUCGUUCUGGGAUGAACACUGCUGCAGGGUUUGCGAGGCCAUCCGGGCGGCUGGGAAGCAGCGCAAGACCGUACAGAAUCUGGCCAACUGGUUCGAGAAUUGACCAGGUUGAGCUGGCAUUGAGGGAGUUUUUAAUAAAGGGAGGGCGAGAGGUAGAGCUGAGGUUGAUGGGUUUUCUUAGAUAUAGUGGGCCAAGGAGGAAGGAAACUCUCAGGGUUUGGGUCUGAGGUCUCCUCAGGCUGUCAGCUUCAGCCAUGGUGAGUUGCUACGGAUUGUUGCCUCCCUUCUUGGCUCUGAGGCCUAGAGUGUGAGGCUAGAGUCCUUCUGGGACUCUUCAGAAAGCAGAGUGGCAUUUGUGUUUGCUUCCACACGUCUGGGAGGAGGAAACUCCCUGAACACAGAGAACUAGCACUUCUGAGAGGAAGCUAAUCUAAAACCCUGAGGGGCUAGAUGUUACAAGUAGGGCAUUGUAAACAUGGAGAGAGUGAUACAGAUGCGAAGGCCAGAAGCAUGAUUUUUUUGUUGUUGUUGCUGAACUUUUUACCUGGAGGUGGCGACCUUUGGUGACUUGCUGGCUGACUUAGUAUGGUGUGAUUCCUGAUCUUGAAAAUGUCCGAAUGUGAUUGAA
Molecule: messenger RNA, 1890 nt
Organism: Heteronotia binoei (common prickly gecko)
Lineage: Eukaryota; Metazoa; Chordata; Lepidosauria; Squamata; Gekkonidae
Gene: FUT4
Product: fucosyltransferase 4
Exons: 1
Coding region: 1-1365 (454 amino acids)
Cellular component (GO): membrane
Molecular function (GO): alpha-(1->3)-fucosyltransferase activity
Source: RefSeq, a predicted model, not a curated record